AUGACUUUCUACUCUUCAAUACUCUUGAUUUCAAUUACAUCUGAACCAGGCGAAUUCGGCUUGUACCAAAGAUUCCUUUUCGUCAUACUCAUGCUGUUCUGCUUCUUCCUGACCUUCGUCUACUUCACACAAUUGUUCCUGAUCGUGGUGCCGGUCGAGUUUUGGUGCGAGAUGCCAACAGUGGAGGGCUUCACCUCGGAGGAAUUAAGGGACUACAUGAUACCAAGCUCGACUUUGGUCGCUUACGAGGGGCACGAUUUGCCCUAUUCUCGAUGCUGGAUAUACGACGUACCCGUGAAAACAGCGAUGGAGGCCAAGGAGCCCGAUCCAAAAUGGCCGAUGAAGAAGUGCGACAAAUGGCACUUCAAAACGACCCCUUUUGACGUGCCUUACAUAUCUGUCGCGGCCGAAUUUGGCUGGGUUUGCGACGACGCGUACAAAGUGACACUUGCUCAGAGUAUAUUUUUCAGCGGUUCCAUUCUCGGGGGUUUAAUAUUCGGCUGGCUGGGCGACAAAUACGGAAGGAUCCCGGCCGUCGUUUUGUCCAAUUUAUUGGGGUUUAUCGGUGGCCUCUCCACCAUAUACAUCCACACAUUCUGGCAAUUCUGCGUAUGCAGGUUCAUCGUUGGCGUGUCCUUCGACAGCACCUUCGUGUUCGCUUAUAUAUUAGUCCUGGAGUACGUGGGGCCCGGGUGGCGCACGUUCGUCGCCCACGUCUCCUUCGGCCUGUUCUACACAUUUGGCGCGAUAUGCAUGCCGUGGAUGGCCUACUUCAUAGCCGAUUGGAGAACGUUCGCCCUGGCGACGACCAUACCUCUCCUCACCGUCCUAUUAAUGCCGUUAUUUAUUCCUGAGAGCGUCAGGUGGUUGAUCGGGAUGAAGAAAAUACGCAAGGCCAUGAAGAUUAUCUCGUUGAUCGAGAAAAUAAAUCAGAACAAGAUACCCGAGGACGUGUACGAGGAAUUCCAGGAGGACUGCGAGAAAGCUAUAGCCAUAUUGGCCGAGGACGAGAUGUACACGCUGCUGGAUCUGUUCAAGACAAGGCGUUUGAAAAGGAUCACCAUCCUGCUGACAUCAGUGUGGGGCAUAAUCCAGAUGUGCUAUGACGGGCACAUAAGGUGCCUGGACACCCUCGGCCUGGACGUGUUCAGCACGUUCACGAUCGCCUCCAUCACCGAGUUCCCGGCCGAGAUGUUGGUCGUGUCCACCCUGGACACGUUCGGCCGAAGAUGGACGUUGUUCACGGCUAUCACCGUCUCAGCCGUGUUCAGCACGUUCGCCGCCCUCGUGCCCACGGUGGGCCUGACCUUCGCCUCGUUCGCGAUCUGCAGCCGCCUGUUCAUCAACGUGGCGUCGAACAUCGCGCUUCAAUACGCGGCCGAACUCCUGCCAACCGUUGUCCGUGGCGAGGGCGUGGCGUUUAUACACGUGAUGGGAUACGUCACCUCGAUCUUCAGCCCCUACAUCGCCUUCUCCGCCAGGAUAAUGUACAACCUGCCGAUGAUCAUACUCGCUGUAUCGUGCUUCUUCGGCGGGACCAUGUGCCUGUUCCUCCCGGAAACCUUGAUGGAACAGUUGCCCCAAUCGUUGGUGGAUGGAGAGUUGUUCGGGAUCGAUCAAAUUUUUUGGGAGACACCAUUGACGAGGAAGAAACCUUUGGAGCCGGUAGGGCUCCAUUUGCACGCGAAACGUCCGGUCAGACGACCAGAUCUGUUGCGAAGCAGUAUGAUUUCCGGUGUCAAGGGCAUAAAGAGACGACACACUAAGUUACUAGAGAAAAUAGACGAAAUGAGAAUCACUCAAAAUCAGUAA
Molecule: messenger RNA, 1812 nt
Organism: Apis florea (little honeybee)
Lineage: Eukaryota; Metazoa; Arthropoda; Insecta; Hymenoptera; Apidae
Product: carcinine transporter
Biological process (GO): transmembrane transport
Cellular component (GO): membrane
Molecular function (GO): transmembrane transporter activity
Source: RefSeq, a predicted model, not a curated record